AUGUCAGAAACCACACCAUUAAAUCCAAUUAUUAUAGUUGGAGGAGGAUUAGCAGGAUUAUCAGCAGCUCAUCAAGCUUAUUUAAGAGGUGCAAAUGUUAUAUUAUUAGAUAAACAAGGAUUUUUAUCAGGUAAUUCAGGAAAAGCAACAUCAGGUAUAAAUGGAUCAUUAACAAGAACUCAAGUUAAAUUAAAUAUACCAGAUUCUGUUGAACAAUUUUAUGAAGAUACUUUAAAAACUGCAAAAGAUAGAGCAAAUCCAGAUUUAAUUAAAGUUUUAACUUAUAAUUCAGCUGAUGCUAUACAUUGGUUACAAGAAAUAUUUGGAUUAGAUCUUACUGUUGUAAGUAGAUUAGGUGGUCAUUCACAACCAAGAACUCAUCGUGGUCAUGAUUCAAAAUUUCCAGGAAUGGCUAUAACUUAUAGAUUAUUAGAAACUUUAGAAAAAUUAAGUGAAGAUGAACCAAAUAGAGUUUUAAUUUUAAAAAAUUGUCAAGUUAUUGAUUUAAUAAAAGAAGGUGAUUCAAAAAUUAUUGGAGUUAAAUAUAAAAAUUUAAAAAAUAAAUCUAAAUUUGAAUUAUUUGGACCAGUUAUUAUGUCAACAGGUGGUUAUGCAGCAGAUUUUACUAAAAAUUCAUUAUUAAGAAAAUAUAGACCUGAUAUUAUUGAUUUACCUUCUACAAAUGGUGUUCAUGCAACUGGAGAUGGUCAAAAAAUUAUUAUGAAAAAUAAUGGGGUUGGAAUAGAUAUGGAUAAAGUUCAAGUACAUCCAACAGGAUUAAUUGAUUUUAAUGAUAAAGAAGUAAUUGAAGGUAAAAAACAACCAAGAUUUUUAUUUUUAGGUGCUGAAGCCUUAAGAGGAGAAGGUGGUAUAAUGUUAAAUGGUAAAGGUGAAAGAUUUGUUGAUGAAUUAGGUACAAGAGAUUGGGUUAGUGGAGAAAUGGAAAAACAAAAUAAAUUAGGUAAUGGACCAAUAAGAUUAAUAUUAAGUGAAGAAAGUGAAAAAAAUCUUGAAUUUCAUAUAAAACAUUAUACUCAAAGAAAUUUAAUGAGAACUGUAACUGGAAAACAAUUAUGUAAAGAAAUUGGAUGUAGUGAAGAAACUUUAAAAAAUCAAUUAGAAAUUUAUAAUAAAGCAGCAAAAGGUGAAAUUAAAGAUCCUUAUGGUAAACAAUAUUUCCCAACAACUCCUUUCAUUUAUAAACCAGAUGCAAAAUAUCAUGUUUCAUUUAUAACUAGAGUUUUACAUUUUACAAUGGGUGGUGUGAAAAUUAACGAUAAAUCUCAAGUUUUAUCAAGUGAUGAUUCACCAUUUGAAGGAUUAUAUGCAGCUGGUGAAGUUGCAGGUGGGGUUCAUGGGCAUAAUAGAUUAGGUGGAUCUUCAUUAUUAGCUUGUGUUGUUUAUGGUAGACUAGCAGCUGAUGAAGCUUCAAGUUACACUUUCCAAAAAUUAUCAUCAACUCAGGCGGCUACUAAUUCUUCUCCAGAUCAACAAGAGACAGAGUCCAGUAGUAAUAAUGAGAAACAAGCAACUCAAAGAUUAAAUAUGAUUAAUUUGCAUAUCGAUCCAAAUAAUAAAAGAAUUAUUAUUGAUUUAAAUGAUGAUCAGUCAUCUACUCCACAACUUUCACAACAAUCACAACCACCACAACAACAAAAAGUACAAGAUCAACAACCAGAAAAAGAACAACAACCAGAAAAAGAACAACAACCCAAACAACAACAACAACAACAACAACACGCAUCAAAAAAACCAACUGCAUUCACAAUUCCCAAAAAGGAAUUCACAAUAGAAGAAAUUUCAAAACAUAAUACCGCAGAAGAUUGUUGGUGUAUUAUAAAAAAUGUAGUAGUAGAUUUAACAUCAUUUUUAAAUGAUCAUCCAGGUGGAUCACAAUCAAUUAUAAAUUUUGGAGGUAGAGAUGCUACUGAAAGUUUUGAAAUGUUACAUGAAGAUAAUUUUAUACCAAAAUAUGUUUCAAAUUGUGUUUUAGGAGUUGUUAAAGGUAAAUCAUCAGAAUUAGAUUUAUAA
Molecule: messenger RNA, 2031 nt
Organism: Lodderomyces pseudojiufengensis
Lineage: Eukaryota; Fungi; Ascomycota; Pichiomycetes; Serinales; Debaryomycetaceae
Gene: OSM2
Product: fumarate reductase
Exons: 1
Coding region: 1-2031 (676 amino acids)
Molecular function (GO): oxidoreductase activity; heme binding; FMN binding
Source: RefSeq, a predicted model, not a curated record